AUGGUGGUGUUGAUGACUACGAGCGACUUUGUGGUUCAGUCGAAGGAUGAUCUCAAAACGGCUAUCGAAGACAGUGCUGUGCCAGCCCAACUACAGGGUGAAAUACGUCUGCAACUACGCAAGAAAAAGCAUCAUCGCUUCAGAAAAUAUCAUGCCGUACUCGCUAAGGGGUUCCUUCGUCUCUUCACUAACAACCAGGAACAACAUUAUAAAUACCAAAUUGAUCUGGCGAAGAUUCUAGUAAAAGAAGAGAAGGGAGCCGUUCUUCUGGAAUUCAGAGAUUUAUGGAGGGCAGCCAACAUUUUUGAGGUGGAGACUCGAGUCCUUAUUCCGGUGAACGAAAAAGAUCUCGACAAAUGGAAAAACGCCAUGAUGAAGCAUCAGCAAUACCGUAAAACUAAGUUGAAGUAA
Haemonchus placei is the source of this 411-nucleotide messenger RNA. The record is from the annotation of a GenBank genome assembly. Lineage: Eukaryota; Metazoa; Nematoda; Chromadorea; Rhabditida; Trichostrongylidae.